ACCGGCACGACAGCGGACUCCGAAUCAACUGGCACGACAGCGGGCACUGGGUCAUCAGGCAUCGGGUCAUCUGGCUCGACAACGGGCAUCGGGUCAUCUGGCAUCAGGUCAUCUGGCUCGACAGCGGGCAUCGGGUCAUCAGGCACGACAGCGGGUAUCGGGUCACCAGGCAUGACAGCGGGCACUGGGAAACCAGGCAUUGGAUCGUCUGGCUCGACAGCGGGCAUCGGGUCACCAGGCAUCAGGUCAUCUGGCUCGACAGCAGGCACCGAGUCAUCUGGCAAGACAGUGGGCACCGAGUCAUCAGGCACGACAGCGGGCAUCGGGUCACCAGGCAUCAGGUCAUCUGGCUCGACAGCGGGCACCGAGUCAUCUGGCAAGACAGCGGGCAUCGGGUCAUCAAACAAGACAGCGGGCUCCGAGUCAUCUGGC
Molecule: messenger RNA, 432 nt
Organism: Staurois parvus
Lineage: Eukaryota; Metazoa; Chordata; Amphibia; Anura; Ranidae
Source: the annotation of a GenBank genome assembly